Phymastichus coffea is the source of this 507-nucleotide messenger RNA. Its product is annotated as cuticle protein 18.7-like. NCBI's taxonomy places the organism in Eukaryota, Metazoa, Arthropoda, Insecta, Hymenoptera, Eulophidae. Bases 31 to 507 code for a protein of 158 amino acids. The transcript has 2 exons. The record is from RefSeq and is a predicted model, not a curated record.
AGUGCCUCGAAGUGAAUCAAGUGACACACAAUGAAAACCUUAGUCGUUUUGUUCUGCGUCGUGGCUGUGGCUUUUGCCAAGCCCGGCUUCCUCGUUACCCCUUUGGCUUACUCUGCUAUAUUCCCUGGUGCACCGUUAGGAACUGACGGCCGUGUGGUUGACACUCCCGAGGUAAGUUUGGCUAAAGCCGAGCAUGCCGCCGCCCACGUGAACGAGCGCCUCAACCGGAACCAGGAACUGCUCCGCUCAGCCAACUUCAUUGCCCCAGCUGUUCUUCCUGCCGCUGCAGUUCCAGCUGCUAUUCCUCUUGCUGCUGCCCCCGCUGCGCUCCGCAUUGCUACUCCUCUCACUUACAACAGCAUCCUUGCCGCCGAUGGCCGUCCUCUUGACACCGCAGAGGUCGCCCUCGCUAAGGCCUCUCACGCCGCCGCUCAUCUCAACGAGAGGAUCAUCCAUGCCAACGAAUUUUCUAGGAAUCUCGAGUACGCCUAUGACAGAUACUACUGA